This is a messenger RNA of Gordionus sp. m RMFG-2023, 750 nucleotides long. RefSeq names its product calmodulin-like protein 4. Gene Ontology annotation, molecular function: myosin heavy chain binding. NCBI's taxonomy places the organism in Eukaryota, Metazoa, Nematomorpha, Gordioida, Chordodea, Parachordodidae. The coding region runs from base 53 to 529 and encodes 158 amino acids. Gene Ontology annotation, cellular component: cytoplasm; myosin II complex. The record is from RefSeq and is a predicted model, not a curated record. The transcript has 6 exons.
AUGUUAAAUAAAAUCAAACUACAUUCAUCCUUUUUUAGCCCUAAUUUGUGAAAUGGCUAGUCAUUUUGAUGAAGAAACAAUUGAAACUUAUAGAGAAUGUUUCUUCUUACAUGCUAAAAAAGGAAUAGUAGAAAAUAAACAUCAAUUGGCUAAUAUUAUGCAUUCCUUAAAUUAUUGUGCAACUCAAAAUGAAUUAAAUUUAUUUUACAAAACUCAUAGUAAUAAAGAAAUUAAUUUUCCAACCUUCUUGGAUAUAGCUUACAAAUAUAAACAAAAGGUUGACCCAAAAAAGGAGAUUUUAGCUGCUUUCAUAGCUUACAAUUAUUAUGAUAGAAAAAAUAAAUCGAAACAAAUUAUAAGUAUGAAAGAUCUCAAAUAUAUUUUGACCAAUUUUGGAACAGAUAAACUUGAUCUCUCAGAUAUUGAUGAAUUGUUUCAAGAAUUGGGUUUGGAUGUUGGGAAAAAAUCAAAUACUAACAAAAAAAUUGAGAUUGAAUAUGAAAAAUUCCUUUAUAAUCUAAUGAUCUAAUGUAGAAUUGUUUGUAUUUAUUUAGUGCAGCAAAUAGUAUUAUCUUGCCAAAUCACCAUUAUUUAUAUAUUCUCACAUUUUUACAAAUUUUUUUAUACUAAUAAAUUUUUAACUUAUACAUUUAUACAUAAUUUAUAUAUUUUAUAAUAAUUAUUUAAUGUUUUUUAACCUAAUUAUCAAACUAUUAAUUAUUGCUUAAUAAAAAUAAUGAUUUAAUUUUC